CUUUCCUCCAUUCUAACUACACAUCAUACAGACAAAAGCUGAGGACAUAACGUCUACAAUGUAUAUGUUGUAUGUAUUGGCUCUAUUACUGGGAGUGAUCCAUGUCUCUCACGGUACGGGCUGUAAUGGAGUGGCGGCAGAUUUUGUGUUUGUUAUGGAUGGGUCAGACGGUGUUACCGAUUUGGGAUUCGCAAAACAGAAAUUCUUUGUCUCUGGUUUGAUCGAAAACUUUGAUGUCAACCCUAAUAGCAGUAAUAUAGGAAUCCUAGCAUACGGAAGCCAGGUAGGAGGAGACACGCUAGGUCUCCAGCCGUUCAAGGGAAAGACGCAAAUCAAGGAACAUAUCAUGAGUAUGGAGUAUCCGAAAGGCGACACAAACAUAGCUGUUGGUAUCGAUGACGCCCGAGAGAUGCUGAAGCAGCAGGGCCGACCAACUGCCGCUAAAUACAUGGUUGUGUUUACCGACAAAUUGUCUAGCUCGCCAAUGCAUACAUAUACGCAGGCAUUUCUAGCCAAAGCUGAUGGUAUUAAGAUAUUUGCGGUGGGGAUGGGCCCAGACAGCUCGAACGAGGAGAUGAAGAUGCUUGCCUCAGGACCUAACGAUAUGUUUGCUAUACCCGACAUUGCCUCUCUAGACGCGUUAUCACCGUAUUUGUCAGAUCAACUAUGCAAAGGCUACAUGAACGCAUAUGCAGAUAUGCAACAGCACGGGCCCGGCCAUCUAGCUGGCAGACGAGAUAAUUCUACCUCCACACAACCAAAGUAUAACAACAUGCAGCCAUGAAACCCACAUCACGUGACUUGUGGUUGUUAUCAUACACAAAUGAACAUUAUAAUGUAAAUACAGAGCUAAAGUAGUAAAAGACGCGUGCCAUGUUAUGUAAUCAGAUUUUUAACACAUAUAAACAUUUGUCACAUUGCGAGUGUUCUGUAGUUAUGUCUCAUUUUAUUGAAUAAAGAU
This is a messenger RNA of Mizuhopecten yessoensis (Yesso scallop), 961 nucleotides long. Its product is annotated as matrilin-2-like. The transcript is spliced from 6 exons. The record is from RefSeq and is a predicted model, not a curated record. NCBI's taxonomy places the organism in Eukaryota, Metazoa, Mollusca, Bivalvia, Pectinida, Pectinidae. Bases 59 to 784 code for a protein of 241 amino acids.